GACAACUUCUUAUUUCGGAAAGACCUCCCAAAAGAACCGUGGUGCAAAAAGAAAGAAAGAAAGAAAGAACAUUGGAGCAAGAAACUGCAAGUUUACAAUCCAUAGAAACAGCUAUACCCAAACCCUACCUUAAGAUGGCCGUCAUGCUGAAGCCCUGGACCGUCAUCGCUACUCUCCUCUUGUGCGUGCUCCUGUCUCUCGGGACCUUUGUGGAUGCGUAUCCGCCUAAACCAGAGAAUCCUGGAGAUGAUGCACCACCGGAGGAGCUAGCCAAUUAUUACACUGCGCUGAGACAUUACAUCAACCUUAUCACGAGACAAAGGUAUGGAAAAAGGUCCACCUCUGAAGAUGUGAUGGCAGAGUUGCUGUAUGGAGAUGACACAGAGCACAAACAGAGAUCAAGAUACGAUGACUCUUAUAUGUGGUGAAGUUCAGUGACCCCCCUGGUGUUGACCAUCCUGAGCUAAGCCCUCCUGUGCCACCCACAGAAAACCUCCAGACAACCAUAUGAGAGCCAGUCACCAUCAGAUAACCUAAUUCACCUCUUUAUAAAUGCCAUCUUUUUCCUCAUUUACUUUCAUGCUCACAGAACAAAUAACAUAUAAUUUUAAAUUGUACAUAAAAUAUUAUAAUAGAAGCUAUCGACAGAAAUGGAAAUGUGUAUACUUCAUUGUGUCUUAAAGAGAUUAUUCUGU
Messenger RNA from Xyrauchen texanus (razorback sucker), 695 nucleotides. It is a transcript of the gene pyya, whose product is annotated as peptide YYa. Gene Ontology annotation, molecular function: neuropeptide Y receptor binding; neuropeptide hormone activity. Gene Ontology annotation, biological process: neuropeptide signaling pathway; feeding behavior. Gene Ontology annotation, cellular component: extracellular region. NCBI's taxonomy places the organism in Eukaryota, Metazoa, Chordata, Actinopteri, Cypriniformes, Catostomidae. The transcript is spliced from 4 exons. The coding region runs from base 135 to 428 and encodes 97 amino acids. The record is from RefSeq and is a predicted model, not a curated record.